AUGCUUUAUCUCCUAUGUGUUAAGCGCAUUGAUGACGAAUAUGAAGACGGAGAUCAGAGGCCAAGCACGUGCAAGUCGAUCUUACCAAUUGUGAAUACAGGACGCAACAUGCUGUUUGGUGGUGGACCAAGUAAUACGGAGUCAUCUCCUUUAAUUGGGUUAUCACACCAGGCUGGUUACCAAUCGCCUCUUCUACCCAUGGUAUUAGGCUCAUCUCCUGCUGAACCGACGAAAAUGGACGACAUAUGCCACCAGUUAUGUCGUCGUCAACCCUUUUUCACUCUGGUUUACGAAUAUCAUCAAGGUGGCGGAUUCUUAACGAUAGCCGUGAAAAAGCUUUUCGGUUUGGUGCAGUUUGUUUUUGUCGUGAUGUUCUCGACGUUUUUUAUGCAGUGUGUCGACUAUGAAGUUCUCUUCGCCAAUAAAAAUAUGACUACUACAGGUGAAAAAAUUACGGGAAAGCGGAGCUUUGAUGAUGCUAUUGUUGCAAAUUGCGCUAGUCACUUGCAUCCGCUAGUUGUCUUCUCAAUACUUGUGGCUACUGUAUUUUGGAUUUUACAUCGCAAGCUGCUUGUCUAUAACUCUGCUUUGCUUAUCAAAGAUGCUCAACUAUCUAAUCUCUCAAAUGGCAUGAUGUUGUACAACGAAUUUGUGCAGAAGCAUCUUCAUUUGAAAGUGGACCGUGAUAAUAUAACUCCAUUUGACUUGUAUAAUCGCAUACUGAGAUUUAAAAAUUAUCUUGUCGCUCUAGUCAAUACGCGAGUACUUCCACCGGUUUUCCAUGUGCCUUUUCGUUGGUCCCGUGCCCUAUUUACCAAAUGGACUAAAAUCAAAUCUGCGACGGAUUCUUUUCUUCGGGUAUUGUCUACGUCCCCGUGGGCUGGACCGUAUUUGAAAGAUGAAUACAAAGAUCUGGAUAACCUUGAGUUGUUGACAAGACAAAUGGAGAAAGAUGUCGCCAUGUAA
Messenger RNA from Cooperia oncophora, 966 nucleotides. NCBI's taxonomy places the organism in Eukaryota, Metazoa, Nematoda, Chromadorea, Rhabditida, Trichostrongylidae. The record is from the annotation of a GenBank genome assembly.